CAUACAUACAUACAUACAUACAUAUACAUACAUACUUAGACUUUUUUGGGACGGCUUUGCCUAUUUAACCGAACCGUCAAUGAAAAUGUAUUUUUAAUUUUUUUUAAUGAGCGAUUUCAGGAAUGUGUUGCUGCAACCUAGACAAAGAUGAUGGAGCCUUCGCGGAACAGGACUAUCCUCCAGCUGCCGCUGGAGAGUCCAUCUGGAGAGGGUGUCUGUGUCUGUCCAACCAGCGAACGAACGAGCGCCCGAAGACACUCUUCAAGGUGUCCCAUUGGCUGAGGAGCCCGUCAAUCAAGGGAGGCCCACGGUAGGUUGCAGAGCAGGCAUGUUGACUGUGGUUCAUAGGGCAGCACACAGCAGCGUACGCCGCCGGGGACAUCAAUGGUGGAGUACGCGUCCAUUCAGGGAAGGGUCUGAGAGAGACCACUACUGGGGCUUACAUGGAGAGCUGAAAGUGAAUAUGAGGUUCACGUCCUUAAUGAUGUACAUAUCUCCGGCGCUGCUAUUUAUUUUGUAUGUAUAUAUUGGAUUUUCUGAAGCUGCUCCCCGCAUCAGACCCUACGAUGCGUCGCCUCUUUCCGGGAAGCCCGGCUCAGCCUCUGACACCUGGGAGACCUUCCACACCGACGUGCCUCGUACUGUACCCGAGAGCCGGUUCGCUCUCGGGUCUCUAAUCGAACUCACACCGUCGCUUGUCAUUGUUUCUGCCGGCUCGACCACCACUAGCCCCAUCACUAAAACUGCAGCCACCUUCCACCCUCCACCAACGGACCCGACUACCACCACGGCCCCGGAUACCGGAAUAAUCCCAGCUAUCAAGGAACAAAUAACAGCGCCGGUUUCCAGAUCAACCGGUAAACGAUCCACCGAUGCACAAUCAUCACUCUUUGCUCCGGAGAAAAGGCUGCAGACCAUGGUGUCCAUGGUGUCCCAGCGCACAGCGAACGACGCCUGGGCAGCAGAUGGUACCGGCCCGUCUGCUACCUCAGUAGAGAGUCAAGAGGAUCUUUGUAACUGCAGCAGUGGUGGUGAGGGGAUUUUGGAUCCGGACGAGUGUGACUGGAGCAGCGGUCAGUGUUCCUGUGUGUUGGGCUACACCGGUCUGCAGUGCGAGGACUGCGAGGAGGGACACUUCACCAACGGCAGCGGCUGCCUGCCCUGCGCCUGCGACUCCUUCGGCGCAGUGAACCCCCUCUGUGACAGCUCAGGGAUAUGCGUGUGCAAGACGGGAGUGUACGGACCAAAGUGUGAUGAAUGCCACCCGGGUUUCUUCCACUUCAGCAGCACGGGGUGCCGGCCCUGCCAGUGUCAGAACCACACCAACUACUGCCAUCCCCAGUCCGGAGUGUGUGUGAACUGUGAGGGCAACACCCAGAGAUCCAACUGUGAGGAGUGUAAGCCUGGUUUCUACCGCAGUCCUGGAGCCGCCCUGACCACAGCCUGUGCACCGUGUCCCUGCUCCUACUCCACCUCUAAUGGCACCUGUCACACUGAUCCCAGUGGCUCCCCGGCGUGUGACCAGUGCCUUCCUCGGUACGGCGGCCCACAGUGUGACCAGUGCAGCGCCGGCUUCUAUAAAGCAUCUGGGCUCUGUGUUCCAUGCGACUGCACUGGGAACGCAGACCCUCUGGGCCCCCCCCAGCUCUGCCACCCCGACACUGGCCACUGCCUCCGCUGCACCAACACCACCAGCGGGCCCCAGUGCCAGCGCUGUGCUCCGGGCUUCAUAGGGGACGCCCGAGCACACAACUGCACCCGCCCAACCCCCCGGCUCCUUGCCACACCAGCAUUUACGACCACAUCGGAGGCCCCCGCGUGGAGUACGUCUCCCCCCUCCACCGCCACCAGCACCACGGUGACCUCCCCCACAGCGAGAGGCGUCCCGGCGUCCACGUCCAGCAGCAACACGAGCACCGCGCUGAGCACCGCUGCCACCACACAGGCGUUGGUGACCAGCCCGAGCAGCCCCACUGACAACACCACAGCGGCCCUGACGGAAGUCUCCUGGACGCAGUUCAACAUCAUCAUCCUGGCCGUCAUCAUUCUGGUGGUGCUGGUGCUGCUGGGCUUUGUCGGAGGCGUGUACACCUACCGAGAGUACCAGAACCGCAAACUCAACGCCCCCUUCUGGACCAUUGAACUGAAAGAGGACAACAUCAGCUUCAGCAGCUACCACGACAGCAUCCCCAACGCUGACGUGUCAGGCCUCCUGGAGGACGAGGCCAAUGAGGUGGCGCCCAACGGCCAGCUGGCACUCACCACGCAGGGCAACUGCUACAAGGCUUAGCCAUCCAUCCCCUAACUUUACCGCUGACACAAAGCUGCUGGAAAGUACCAAAUCCAAAGCUCCUUCAUGUAUGCCUGCUUGUUGUUACCCUGCUGGUCUGCGGCACCUCUAGCAGAUUCAAUCAAAGAUAUGGAAAAGAGACGCAGUGUUUCCACCUGAAACGUGUUCCCGGUUUGAUAUGAUUUAGGGUGGAAUGGGUGCUCAGUGAACAUCUGUGUUGGGUUGUGGCUGCAGAGAGCACUGGUGUGCAGAUCAGUGAGGUAAUUGCAUGGCGAGCGCCUGCUGGCUGAAACGAUGACCCUGACCCUGGUUACAGGACUUACAGGAGCCCAGCAUUUCAGAUAUUUUUCUUUUAAUGGACUUUUGACUGUUUAAGUUAUAACUGGAUCACAUUGACAGUGAUCCAAAUCUGAGACAAUGAUUGUUAUUUAAUGAAUUUUUAUUCCGUUCUUAUUUAAUUCAAUUCAAUUCAGUUUAUUUUGUAUAGCCCAAUAUCACAAAUUACAAAUUUGCCUCAGAGGGCUUUACAAUCUGUACACAUACGACAUCCCUGUCCCAGGACCUCACAUCGGAUCAGGAAAAACUCCCCAAAAAUAACCUUUGACAGGGAAAAAAGGGAUUUAUUGGUUGACGUUUCAUUCUUGGGAGAAAUGCUGCACAUGUACGUGUGUUUUAUUCAUCGUGUUUGAUCUUAUGUGCUGUCCAAUGGUAAUUUGAAUUGCCCAAUAUGUUUCCAUGUAUAGUUUGUGUAUUUCGGAGAGAAUCCUAGGGGAAGACGAAGGGUGCUGGCCCAAAGCCUUUGAAUGACCGCAUCUUUUGUUUAUAGCUUCCUGUCUGUUGUUAAAGCGUGCCAGCUCACCUGCGUAUCUACGAGGAGUGUUUCUUCCGACACAACUAGCGUUUAAAAACUCUCCACCGAGCACUACUGCAGGUAGUGACUCAGGCUUAAACCACUGUAAUCUGCUCGGGAUCUAAUCUGCUCCUUGCUUCCAUCCUCGACAAAAAGGUGAACAAAGCAUUUGAAAAAUGUUUCAGGUUUAUCUCGAGGUUGGGUUCUGUGACACGUGUUCCAGUAUUGACACUGUUGUUUAGAGGGCCCGGCCUGCACCGGGUCGGGCUUCCUCAUCCCACAAUCGAACUAGGUCAUCAGCUAAAAGGGCAAGUGGCUUUAAAGUUGACUCAAAGCGUCACACCUGGUCCUGGACACGGGUCCCAUGUGUUCUGUGUUGUUUAGGCUUCAUUUUACCACGGAUAUGAGUAAAGCUAAUUAUGGAACUAACUCCUCAGGUACUGGCUCUUUCCCUAAUGUGAUCACUGUAAAUAUGAUUAUUGUACAGAUGAAUGUGAAUAGUAGCACUAUUAUUGUACAGGUAGAAUACUGUGUGUACACUGUCACUCAACACGCUCCUCUCACUCUCCAGGGUGUGAUUCUGCAGUCGACCCGCAGCGGUUACUCUUUAUUUCUUUUUAUCAGUAGACUUUGCCAUAAACGCAGUUGCGUGACUAAAAUGCACCCCCAGAACUCCAAAACAAAGAAUAAAAUGAUGUAAAUAAUACCCCAAAAGAGGUCAACUCUCAAAUAAAGAUGGUUUUAACUGUU
Messenger RNA from Cyclopterus lumpus (lumpfish), 3890 nucleotides. Its product is annotated as multiple epidermal growth factor-like domains protein 9. The record is from RefSeq and is a predicted model, not a curated record. Gene Ontology annotation, molecular function: extracellular matrix structural constituent. Lineage: Eukaryota; Metazoa; Chordata; Actinopteri; Perciformes; Cyclopteridae. The transcript has 7 exons. Gene Ontology annotation, cellular component: basement membrane. Bases 329 to 2290 code for a protein of 653 amino acids. Gene Ontology annotation, biological process: axon guidance.